Messenger RNA from Microthlaspi erraticum, 2169 nucleotides. Lineage: Eukaryota; Viridiplantae; Streptophyta; Magnoliopsida; Brassicales; Brassicaceae. The record is from the annotation of a GenBank genome assembly.
AUGUCCAUGGCGUCUUCUUCUUCACUUGCCACCCAGUCCUUUUACACUUCCUUUCCAUUAUCUCACCGACUCCACCUCCCUGAACCUUAUCUACUCCUUCGCUCUUCACUCUAUCGAAAACCCCUUUCUCUCUCUGCUACUUCCCCUUCAUCAUCUUCCUCAUCUUCUUCUUCUUCUCCUCCCAUUUUCCUCUCCUUCUUCGACGACCCUUUACCAGAAAAUGUGCAGGAACCAGACAAUUCAACAAACAAUACCCAAGAAGAAGAGGAAGUGGAAGAAGAAGGUUUCAAAGAUCCAAUUCUUAAAUUCUUCAAGUUACGAACUUUAGCAGCAGAAUCAACCGAAGACCCUUCUCGAGAAUCCAAAUUCUCCCUCCAGAAAAACCGUCGAACUUCUUGGCACCUGGCUUCAGAUUUCGAAUCCGAAAUCGACCCCGAGCCAACGAUAUCAGUCUCUGAGGCAAACCAACAAACACUUGGCGUGCAAACUCCAUUCGAAAGUAGCAUCAUCCCUGGGGAAAUUCUAGAAAUUGCUAAGAAUCUGAAAGAGAAUCAAACUCUGGGAGAGAUGCUAUCAGGUUUCGAAGGGAAGAUCAACGAAACAGAGUGCGUAGAGGCGUUAGUGAUGAUGGGUGAAUCUGGUUUUGUCAAGAGUUGUUUGUAUUUCUACGAGUGGAUGAGUUUGCAGAAUCCGUCACUUGCUUCGCCUCGUGCUUGCUCAGUUUUGUUUACAUUGCUCGGUAGAGAAUCAAUGGCUGAUAAGAUUCUGCCUCUGCUUCGUAAUUUACCAGACAAGGAAGAGUUUAGAGAUGCUCGUCUCUACAAUGCCGCCAUUUCUGGACUCUCAGCUUCUCAAAGAUAUGAUGAUGCUUGGGAAGUGUAUGAAUCCAUGGAUAAGAUCAAUGUAGAUCCAGACAAUGUUACAUGUGCUAUAAUGAUCACAACGAUGAGGAAAGCAGGACGAAAUGCGAAAGAAAUUUGGGAGAUAUUCGAGAAGAUGAGCGAGAAAGGAGUGAGAUGGAGUCAAGAUAUAUUCGGUGGCCUAGUGAAAUCGUUUUGUGACGAAGGGCUAAAAGAAGAAGCUCUUGUGAUCCAAACAGAGAUGGAGAAGAAAGGCAUACGUUCCAACACGAUUGUGUACAACACAUUGAUGGAUGCUUACAACAAAUCCAAUAACAUCGAAGAAGUUGAAGGACUUUUCGCUGAAAUGAAAGCUAAAAGCUUGAAGCCUACAUCUGCAACUUACAACAUUCUCAUGGAUGCUUAUGCUAGAAGAAUGCAGCCUGAUAUCGUAGAGACGCUUCUCCAGGAAAUGGAAGGGUUAGGUUUAGAGCCAAAUGUGAAAUCUUAUACUUGUUUGAUUAGUGCUUAUGGGAGGACUAAGAAGAUGAGUGAUAUGGCUGCUGAUGCUUUCUUGAGGAUGAAGAAAGUAGGUUUGAGACCUAGCUCGCAUUCUUACACUGCUCUUAUUCAUGCUUACUCUGUUAGCGGAUGGCAUGAGAAAGCUUAUGCUUCCUUUGAAGAGAUGUGUAGAGAAGGGAUUAAACCGUCUGUUGAAACAUACACGUCGCUUCUCGAUGCGUUUAGACGGUCUGGUGAUGUCGAAAAGCUGAUGGAGAUUUGGAAACUGAUGCUGAGAGAGAAAGUCUGUGGGACAAGGAUAACAUAUAACACUGUUCUUGAUGGAUUUGCCAAGCAAGGUCGUUACAUCGAAGCGAGGGAUGUUGUUGCCGAGUUUGGGAAAAUGGGUUUGCUUCCUACUGUUAUGACUUACAAUAUGCUGAUGAACGCUUACGCACGAGGAGGACAAGAUUCGAAGUUGCCUCAGCUGUUGAAGGAAAUGGCUGCUCUUAACUUGAAGCCUGACUCCAUCACGUAUUCGACUAUGAUCUACGCGUUUGUUCGUGUUCGAGACUUCAAGAGAGCGUUCUUUUACCACAAGAUGAUGGUUAAAAACGGGCAAGUACCUGACCCGAGGUCCUACGAGAAACUUAGAGCGAUUCUUGAAGACAAGGCAAAGACCAAGAACAGAAAGGAUAAGAGUGCUAUACUUGGUAUAAUCAAUAGCAAAUUCGGCCGGGUUAAAGCUAAUCCGAGAGGCAAGAAAGAUGAGUUUUGGAAAUACAAGAGGAACAGAGAAUCUUAUAAACCUGAUCCUCAACGAUCUUGA